AAUUUUUUAAAUAGCAUUCGAAGAUACUUUUGAUCCCACUAUUGAAAUGGAAAUUUAAUUUUAUACUUUUUCAUUAAUUAAAAUGAAGUAUUAAAUGUCCAAAAAUGGUACACUGGCCACAAAUGGUACCUCUACCCUAUUUCAAUAACUGGCUACCUCAUUAAAAGUUGCUGCAGCCUAUAAAAAUAGUAGAUUAUACACCUAGGGAGGAAAGUAAGACGUUACAAACACGGGUCGAAAUGUCCUAUUUUCCUUCCUAGGUGUGUAAUAUACUAUAAAUAACAACAUUUGUCUAAAAACGCGUGUCGCGCAGAGAUAGACACGAUGAUUCUUUCCCGCACAAUAAAAAAGGACACUAUAUGAUAGAUGCGCGUACUACGUCGACAGAAACAAGAGUAGCCAGAAAGAGAGAAAACAUUUUUACUUGACGUGUUUUGAAUUUCAGUGUAAACAAUAACCUCGCUCAUACCACGUGGAAAAAUUUCAAAAUAACGAAAGCAUUAUUGCAAACUCAAAAUAUGAAGAAGUGUUUUUUGUGUGGUGCAAAGGAAGCUGUGCGGGAUUUUGAUAAGAAAAAAUUUGAAGAUUGUUAUGUUAAAAUUUUAUUUCGUAAAAAAAAAAAAUUUCAAAUAUGGUAAUAUAAAAUUCAGUGCUGAGUUAGCCAAUGUGUUUGGUUAUCACUAUGAGUGUUUCAAUAAAGUAAUAGUUAUGAAGUCAAAGUACAAAGAUGAUUUUGAUGCCUUUUUUAAAUCACAAGCAAUACCAAAAUUUUCAACAUCUCACGAUGAUCAGGAUCCAUCUGCAACUUCUACAAAAAUUGUCUCUGCAACAAGCCAGCAGCUCCCAGACGCUUCUCAUUCUACUGUUGCAGAUAUAAAUUCUACAGAGGCUCAAUCUUGUACAUCAGCAUCUCUAGAUCCAAGAAAUGAUACUCACAGUUUAGCGUCUGUGACCAUUUCACCAAUCGCGAUUGAAAAAUUAAGAUCCUAUGAAAACCAAAUAAAAAUUGAAGAAUCGGAUAAUGAAACAUCUGAGGAAGCACUUUCAUCUAUAUCGAUUAAAAAUACAGCCUGUAUUUUUUGUGGACACAAAACCAAACGAGUUGGCAAGAAAAAAAUGAACGUGACAUUUUCACAGGCUCAGUCAACUAUUGAUACCAUCUCCAGAGCAGCUAAAGCAUUCGAUGAUACUCGCUUGCUGUCAAAACUGGAUAAUCAGAAGGCAGUACCUUAUCAUGCAGCCUGUUUUUCUACUUAUCAUGUCCGAUUCAAGCGCCAGACGACGGAUCGGGCUGAUGAUAGUUACUGGCAUACAAACAGAGAUAUUCAUAAACAGGCAUUUAAUGCACUUGGGAACUUUAUUGAGGAAGAAGUGAUCAAGAAGAAGAAAAUAUUUUACUUGACACAAUUGUUGUCUCGGUACAAAGCUUUGCUGUUAGAGUUUGGAGAAGAGAAAGUAUGUCUGGCUGACUUUGAAGCGUAUAGAGCUGAAAAUUUAGAAAGAAAAAUUUUAACAGUUUAUGGAGAUCGACUAAUCAUUGAAGCAUCUACCGGUUCAUUGCGAAAAAAAAUUUUAUAUGCAGACGAUAUCGAUGUUUCCAUGCUGGACAGUGAAUCAAUGAUGUUAGAAACUAAAAACCAUGAAAAGUUAGAGGAUGUGGCUUUUGAUUUGCGGUAUUGUGUAAAAACACAUAAAAGGAGAAGGCUAUCAGAAAAUUUACGCGUGAAUGGUGUUAUUAAAAACGAAUUUGACAUUCCGAAAGAACUUUAUGAUUUUAUGAGUAAUUUAGUCGAAGGACCGGAUGUGAAUAGUAAAAAUCCUGAUGGGAAUUCGGUUACAAUUGAAUCGUUGUGUAGUGACAUCAUUAAUGCUAUUACUUAAGAUUCAAAUUAUGUUUAAUUUAGGAGCGUUUCAUAUGCAAAUGGAAUCUUUUAAAGCUGUUGGAAAAUUCAUUGAGUUUCAAGGAUCAGUUGACAUUCUAGUCCAGAAAAAAGCGCUAGCUGUGGGUUCAAUGAACAAUUUUUUAGAUAUUAAACAUUUUAAUCACUGCAGACGGCUUCAUCCUCUUACGUCAGCCGCAUUGCACAAUAAUAUUUUUUAAUAAUUAUAAAUUUUGAUUUGACACCAUCUUCCACCGUGUUAGAAGUCGUUAAAACAGAAGAUAUUACGAACAAUCUAAAAAAAAUUUAAACAAAUAAAUAUGACAUUAAUAAAAAUAUUUUUGAAAUACAUACAAACGACUUAUUAAUUUCUUAGUAUGCAUUUUCUCAUUUAUUUUUUCUGAUAAUCUAUGAAUUGUUAAUAAAAACUAAAUAAUUGUUUGACGUCUGCUAUACUAGUCAUGUUUUUUUCAUUGCUAAAAAAAAGAGUAAAUUAUUCUGAAAAAAAAUUGAACUCAAGGUAAUUAUGUAGAAGUGGGGCUGCUUACAUUUUUUGCAAUUAAAAAAAGUAUUUGAGAUACGUACUUCGUUUUAUUAAUCUUUAUUGAUAUUUGGUAGAAAAAUUGAGUUACCUAUUUUUUUUUCACUUAUAAGUCGAAAAUUUCAUAGUUUUUAGAAAAUAAAAAAAAAAAAACGAAAAUUUGUAACUUCAAACAAUCAUUAAGAACGGGAUCAUGGUUCCAAAAUGCUCAUUUACCCAUCGAAAAAUAUUGUUCGUUCAUUACGCAGUAUUUAUUACUCAAUCCACCUCACUAACAAUAUUUGAUAAACGAAUUCAAAAUAUCUCCAAACACAUGUAGUGAUUGGAGUGCUUUUAUAAGGGAAGUGUUAGAAUAUUGGGUUGUAAAAAAUUCUAAUCCUAAGAUUGGUGGUCGCAAUAAAAUAGUUGAGAUUGAUGAGGCUAAAUUUGGUAUCAGAUAAUAUAACAAAGGGUGAAUUAUUGAUGGACAAUGGCUAUUUGGUGGUUUUGAAAGAGAUACUAAAAAUUUUUUCAUUGAACCUGUACGUAAUCGAACUAAAGAAAUAUUAUUGGAAGUGAAAAAAAAAAGAAUACGUCGCGGAUCAACUAUUUAUUCUGAUUUUUGGAAAGCUUAUGAUUGCUUAGAAGACGAAGGUAUUGAAGUAAAAAAAAAUAACUGAAAAUAGUAUUACAAGUACUAUAAAUUAUGAUGAUGAUGUAUUAAAUUAUUAAAAAUAUUUUAGGAUUUCGUAAUUUGUCUGCAAAUCAUUCAGUAAAUUUCGUUGACCCUGAGACUGGUGCACGUACCAAAAAUAUUGAAAGAACUUGACGUAAUGCACGAGCAAAUAUUCCGAAAUAUGGGCGAUCUGAGGAUAACAUGGAGGGAUAUAUUGCGAAUUUUAUGUUCAGAAAUCGAUUUGCAGACCACACAUUACGUUUGCAUAAUUUUUUUGUAAUAUAUUGUUUGUGUAAUAUAGGUCCGGUGACUUAGAU
Messenger RNA from Microplitis mediator, 3393 nucleotides. RefSeq lists its product as uncharacterized. NCBI's taxonomy places the organism in Eukaryota, Metazoa, Arthropoda, Insecta, Hymenoptera, Braconidae. The record is from RefSeq and is a predicted model, not a curated record. Bases 592 to 1881 code for a protein of 429 amino acids. The transcript has 3 exons.